Molecule: messenger RNA, 3282 nt
Organism: Andrographis paniculata
Lineage: Eukaryota; Viridiplantae; Streptophyta; Magnoliopsida; Lamiales; Acanthaceae
Product: homeobox protein HAT3.1
Exons: 9
Coding region: 405-2900 (831 amino acids)
Biological process (GO): chromatin organization; regulation of DNA-templated transcription
Cellular component (GO): nucleus
Molecular function (GO): chromatin binding; DNA binding
Source: RefSeq, a predicted model, not a curated record
AAAGCAUAAAAGAAAAGGCCCUCGUUACUUUGUGAGAGAGCUUUGGCGCAGGGAGCGAGGGAAAUCUGUAUUUGCUUAUUUUGGUGGAGAAAGAAUUCACGCACGCUAAAUUUGGGCGGCGGUUUCACAUUUUCUCUGCGGUUAGAGGAAUCUUCGGGUCCCAACAUUAUUUAGUAGCAUUGGAAAUCUUGGCAUCAGUUUGAUUGUGACUUUCUGCUGCUUCAUAUGGUGCAGCUUACUAAUCUGUGUUUAAUUAUUUUAGAUGAGGAGGCAUUGAAUAGAUUAUAGAAUUACAAGGGAAAGAAACUGGAUUCAUAUAUGAACAGGCAGUUAGAGGAAACAUUUUAAUUUGGUUAGUGGCUUUAGUUGGAUAAGGAGAGGUAAAACUAUCGCACUUGAUAUCUAUGAUGGGACAUAUAGAGAAUGUAAAUCAAGAACUAGAAUCCAACAUAACAGAACGUCCGAAGGCUCCUGAAAGUCUGGCUGAAAACCCAAAAUGCGAACAUCUGACUUCGGAAAAUAACAAAAGGGACUGUGUGACCUUAGCUACUGAUUCAGAACAAAAGGAGGCCAGUAGGGCUCAAGAUGUAGAAAAAGAGUUAUGUUCAACAGGAGAAAGACUAGAGAGAGUUGCAGAAGUUGAAUCAAGGAAUGGACAGAUCACUGAGAAUUUAGGUGUAGAAAAGCUAGAGCUGGAAUUGAAGUGCUUCAAGGCACCGCCAGUCUCUGACAACCGGGAGGUGGCAUUGCAAAAGGGACCAACUGAUGCAAAUGUGUUGAUACCUUUUGGCGCCACAUCGGUUAAUUCUGGUAAUGCAUCUCUGCAGGCAGAUAAAGUUGGUGAUUCCAAUCACUUGUACAGAGAAGACAUAAUCUCUUCUGGGAAAUUGAGAACAACAAAUACCAAGCUGAAGGUCCCUGUAACUAGUUCAUGGACAUUGCGAUCAAAAUCACGGGAGAAGACCAAGGCUUUAGAGCUUGAUGACAAUGGGAAAGAAGGCAACUCUACUGAUGAAAAGAAGAGGAGGGGAAGAAAGCCGAUGCAAACGAAGAAAAGUACCCAUAAUGAGUUCUCAAGAACUCGGAAUCAUUUGAGAUAUUUAUUGAACCGGAUUAAAUAUGAACAAUACAUGAUUGAUGCUUACUCAGCUGAAGGUUGGAAAGGACAAAGCUUGGAAAAAUUAAAGCCAGAGAAGGAACUCGAGCGGGCUAAGUCUCAUAUUGUACGUUACAAAUUGAAGAUAAGAGCAUUGUUCCAGCACCUUGAUCAGUUGCUUCUCGUGGGAAAGCUUCCAGCAUCUCUAUUUGAUUCUCAAGGAGAGAUAGACAGUGAAGAUAUAUUUUGUGCCAAAUGUGGCUCCAAAGACCUGACGCUUGAUAAUGAUAUAAUUUUGUGUGAUGGUGCGUGUGAGCGCGGAUUUCAUCAGUUUUGCUUGGAACCACCUCUCCUAAAAGAAGACAUUCCUCCUGGUGAUGAAGGCUGGCUUUGCCCUGGAUGUGAAUGUAAAGCCGAUUGCAUUGACAUCCUUAAGGAUUUUCAGGGCACUAAAAUUACCAUCAAUGACAGUUGGGAGAAGAUCUUUCCUGAGGCUGCUGCAGUUGCAUCUGGGAAUAAAUUAAUUGAUGGUUCUGGGUCUGGAUCUGCAUCAGAUGAUUCUGAGGAUGAUGAUUAUGAUCCCGAAAAGCCCGAUGUUGAUGAGAAAAUUAAAGAAGAUGAUAAUGAGAAGGUUGAAGAAGAUGAAUCAACUUAUGAUGAUAGAUCUGACGAGUCAAGUUACUCUUCUUCAUCUGAUGAUUUGGCACCCCCUCGUAAUGAUAACAAGUACUUGGAGGGUUCAUCUGAUGACUCAGAAGAUGGUGAUUUCGAUCCGCUUUCUGUGGAUCAAGAUAAGCAAGUGAAGGAGGAUGGUUUGAGCUCUGAUUUCACCUCUGAUUCAGAGGACUUUGGUGCUCUACUUCAAGAUGACACUACACCUGAUGCAGAUUCUGGGAGAAUUUUGACACCGUCAAAUCAGGAAUACCCGUCAACAGCCUCCAAAGAAGGUAAUCAUAAAGUGGGUAGGAUGGAGAAGCAAACACUGAAAGAUGAACUGUCUUACCUAAUGGAAUCUGGCAGUGGACCUGUAUCUGGCAGAAGACAAGUGCAGCGGCUGGAUUACAAAAUGUUGAAUGAUGAAACAUAUGGAAAUUCUACUUCUGACUCAAGUGACGAGGAUUUUGGUGAAACUACUGCUCCAAAGAGGAGGAGGACUAACUGCGGGAAAGCUGUGGCUCCCUCUCCUAUCAAAACUCCAAUCACCAAUAGCAUGGCAAACACAAGCGAUGGAACCUCAAACGAAAACAAACACUUGUCCAAACGAACUCGAAGAUCUAUCAGUGAUGGGGUAGAAAAUGAGUCACCUAACGAUGGUUCUUCUAGUGCAGUGCCUACAAAGUCUGCUUCUAGAAGGCUCGGUGAAGUUGCAACACAGAGACUCUAUGCUUCCUUUAAUGAGAAUCAAUACCCCACCAGAGCUACGAAAGAAAAUUUAGCCAAAGAACUUGGGCUGCUAGUUCGACAGGUUUCUAAAUGGUUUGAGAAUACGAGAUGGAGCUUCAACCAUCGCCCACGCAUGGAGUCAAAUUCAGCCGAGAAACCAAAUAAUCGUGCAGACAAUACCUAUCCUACUCCUAGUAAACAACCACAAGAGUCGAGCAGAAACUUAGCUCAAGAACAUACAGCCACUGCUGCAGGAGAACAUUCUGGAACAAUAAAAUCCCGGAAGGGGAAACACAAGUCGAAAGAGGGAUCGUCAGAUAAUAAUGGAAAACCCGAGGAUCAGAAUGCGUCAGUCGAAGCACAGUCUCCCCAAAUUUGCAGGAUCAUGACACGGAAAAGAAGCGGCAACUCGAAUAAUUGAGAUAUUAUUCUUCAAAGGCGAUGUUUGGCAUCUAUAUACACAUGGGAUCGUCAACCUUGUCAACAGGUUUGAGCCAAUAAAUUACUGUGCGAUGUGUUCCUGUAGAAUGAGCUCUUUUCUGUUUGUGCCGAGGUUUCUAAAAUUCACAUUACAUUAAGAUAUUCUUAAACUUCAGUGAGUUGUAUCUUCGUCGUUGGCCGAGCAUAAGACUGAACCUUAUAGUAAUACAACAUACGGAUGUUAUGCUCUAUUUAUGAUGAAAAACUUAGUUAUAUACUUUACCUAAGUAGCGGAGUUUUUAUACUCAAGACCAUUAUUUUUUAUGGCGAUUGUUACAGUGGUGUAAUAAUAGUCGAGAGACAGAGACUGUUUUAUUAUUGCA